AUGAACCGCGUCGGCAAAGUAGUGCCACCGAAGCGCGAAAUUUUAAAGGACAUAUCCCUGUCUUUCUUUCCUGGCGCAAAAAUCGGUGUAUUGGGCCUUAACGGCGCUGGUAAAUCUACCUUGCUACGUAUUAUGGCCGGUGUCGAUACCGACUAUAGCGGUGAAGCUCGACCAAUGCCUGGCAUUAAAGUGGGCUACCUGUCACAAGAGCCAGAGUUGAAUCCGGAUAAAGAUGUAAAAGGCAAUGUGGAAGAAGGCUUAAGCGAAGCGUUGGAUGCACUGACAGGCCUAGAGCAAGUGUAUGCUGAUUACGCUAACCCAGAUGCAGAUUUUGACAAACUGGCAAAGCAACAAGAGCAGUUUGAAAAUGUUAUUCAGGCAUGGGAUGCCCACAACCUGCAACACAAAAUGGAUGUAGCUGCGGAUGCACUGCGGUUGCCACCUUGGGAUUCGGAUGUGACAAAACUUUCCGGCGGUGAACGCCGUCGCGUGGCACUGUGCCGUUUGCUGCUUUCGCGCCCAGAUAUGCUGCUGUUGGAUGAACCCACCAACCAUUUGGAUGCGGAGUCUGUGGCUUGGCUGGAACAUUUUUUGGUGGAUUUUAAUGGCACUGUGGUAGCCAUUACCCACGACCGCUAUUUUCUCGACAAUGCCGCGGGCUGGAUUUUAGAAUUGGAUCGUGGCCACGGCAUCCCUUACGAAGGCAAUUACACCAGCUGGCUGGAACAGAAAGAUGCUCGUUUGACAUUAGAAGAGCGCACCGAAGGGUCGCGUCAAAAAGCCAUUAAACAAGAGUUGGAAUGGGUACGCCAAAACCCCAAGGGGCGUCGCGCUAAAAACAAAGCGCGUCUGGCACGUUUUGAUGAGAUGAAUUCCAAAGACUUCCAAAAACGUAACGAAACCAAUGAAAUUUAUAUUCCACCGGGCGAGCGGCUUGGCGAUAAGGUUAUCAAUUUUGAAAAUGUCACCAAAAGCUACGGCGACCGCACACUGAUGGAAAACCUGAGCUUCUCGGUCCCAAAAGGCGCUAUCGUUGGUAUUAUUGGCGCUAACGGUAUGGGUAAAUCCACUCUGUUUCGCAUGAUUACCGAACAGGAACAACCCGACAGUGGCAAGAUAGAUAUGGGAGAAACCGUACAAAUUGGUUUUGUCGAUCAAAGUCGCGCCAAUUUAGAUGACAACAAAACUGUGUGGGAGGAGGUAUCUGGCGGUCAUGAUAUGCUGCAAAUCGGCAACUACGAAGUCAACUCCCGCGCUUAUCUUGGCCGCUUCAACUUUAAGGGAACCGACCAGCAAAAACGGGUGGGCGACCUAUCCGGCGGUGAACGUGGCCGCUUGCAUUUAGCCAACACGUUAAAGCAAGGCGCUAAUGUAUUGCUGUUGGAUGAACCUUCAAACGAUUUGGAUGUAGAAACCUUGCGAGCUUUGGAGGAAGCACUGCAAACUUACCCCGGCUGCGCCAUGGUUAUUUCUCACGACCGCUGGUUUCUCGACCGCAUCGCCACUCAUAUUCUGGCUUAUGAAGACGAUGGUUCUAUUGAGUUUUUCGAAGGCAACUACAGUGAAUACCACGAUGAUUUGAUAAGCCGCAAAGGUGAAGACGCUCAACCCCAUCGCAUUAAAUACAAAAAAUUAAAAGACUGA
This is a messenger RNA of Nerophis lumbriciformis (worm pipefish), 1644 nucleotides long. The record is from RefSeq and is a predicted model, not a curated record. Lineage: Eukaryota; Metazoa; Chordata; Actinopteri; Syngnathiformes; Syngnathidae.